Molecule: messenger RNA, 1435 nt
Organism: Prunus mume (Japanese apricot)
Lineage: Eukaryota; Viridiplantae; Streptophyta; Magnoliopsida; Rosales; Rosaceae
Product: ubiquitin thioesterase otubain-like protein
Biological process (GO): protein K48-linked deubiquitination
Cellular component (GO): nucleus
Molecular function (GO): cysteine-type deubiquitinase activity; ubiquitin binding
Source: RefSeq, a predicted model, not a curated record
AAAAAAAACAGAAACGAAUACAAAACUGACAUCCAAACAGAAAAGGUCACUCACACGCUGGACUCCACCGCGAGGCGUUUUUUCCCUCUUGGAAUCAAUCAAUCCCCCAAGUGUUCUUCAUCUUUGUAAAAUCAGUGGAGAGUGAGCCACUCCACUUCCAAUUCGAUCCCAGACCCAGUGACAACACGACGUUGUUCCCUUCCUCAGACAAUGCAGAAUCAGGAUGGGGUCCAAGUGGAUGGGGAAGUGGAGUCUGCAACAUCAGUUCCGACCCCUGAGUUUGAUGAGUGGGCAAAUUUUGGGGACCAAGAUAUCAUGCAGCAGCACUCUGCAAUUCGAGCUGAGGAGGCUGAGAAAAUUCCCUUUCUGGGGGACAAGGAACCACUCUCGUCCCUAGCAGCUGAAUAUCAAUCAGGCAGCGCUAUCUUGUUGGAGAAAAUAAAGGUUCUUGGUGAACAAUAUGCUGCCAUUCGCCGAACACGGGGAGAUGGGAACUGCUUCUUCCGCAGUUUUAUGUUUUCAUAUCUUGAGCAUAUUUUGGAAUCACAAGAUCAAAGUGAAGUUGACCGUAUCAAGGCCAAUGUUGAACAGUGUAGAAAAACACUUCAAAGCUUGGGUUAUGCAGACUUUACUUUUGAGGAUUUCUUUGCGUUAUUCCUUGAGCAGCUGGACAGUGUUCUUCAUGGAAAUGAAGCAUCCAUAAGUCAUGAUGAGCUCAUACUUAGGAGCCGAGAUCAGUCAGUAUCCGACUAUGUUGUGAUGUUUUUCAGAUUUGUUACCUCUGGUGAAAUACGGAAACGUGCAGAGUUUUUUGAACCUUUUAUAUUAGGAUUGACCAAUGCAACCGUAGAGCAGUUUUGCAAGUCAUCAGUGGAACCAAUGGGUGAAGAAAGCGACCAUGUGCACAUCACUGCCUUGUCAGAUGCAUUGGGCGUGCCAAUCCGUGUUGUGUACCUUGACCGUAGUUCGUGUGAUACUGGUGGUGUUAGUGUGAAUCAUCAUGAUUUCGUCCCUGCUGGAAGUGAUCUUCCAAAUGCUAGUGGGGGCUCUGAGAAAGUUAGUCCCUUUAUUACCUUGCUGUAUCGCCCAGGUCACUACGAUAUUCUCUACCCGAAGUGAUGCUUUCACCUGUUCCCGCAAUUGGCAAUGUCCGGGUUAGUGAUCGAGACAAGAUGAAUGUGUUGGCAAAGAGCUGUAAGGGCCAAAGCUCUCUUUUAGUUGGAGAAUGUAACUUUGUUCUGAAAUGUUAAAUGUACUUAUAAGCCGUUGAGUGAGGUCAUAAACAUGGCAUUGAACUUAAAAACAAAAAAAGAAAAAGGAUAGUUGGAAGUAUGAAUUCAGGACUGCGCUAACUGUAAAUGAGCAGGACGUCAUCUGGUGUUUCAUCGUCCAUAAGAAAUUGCAAUUUGAAAAGAAGUAACUGUUGCUUCUGUAA